GGCGGGGGCAAUUUCGGGCGUCAAGCCCCCCCGUGUGAGAUCUGGAACCCUCCGGAGCUGAGAAGUACCAUGAAGAUCGCCCCCCUUGCUGCGCCAGCGCAAGGCGAGACCUUGAACCUCCCCGCUGCCGGUGGGGUUAUCGCUCUCCAGAAACCGAGAGUUCCGGGGAAGAUGACCUGCGCGAACAUACAGUGUCUCACGAAUUAUUACAAACUCAACCUUGGUAAGAGAUUCUCGGUUGCGUAUUUUUACACAGUCAAGAUCACAAGAGUCGGCAGGGCGCCCACAAAUCCGAGUACGAAGGUCGAACCCCUGAAACCCGCGGCGGGACCCCGCAAGGAGCGAAAGUUGGGACUGAAGCUCAACAAGCUCAUCUUCCGCGAGCUCAGCAGGCACGACGCCGGCGACCAGCUCCUCGCAUACGACGGACGUGCGAGAGCCUGUGGCUUAAAACGAAUCCCUAACGAUGCAUUGAAUCUCGUCGUCGGUUUCGACAAUGAUCAAUGGGAAUUGACGUUGUCAUUCGAAAAGUCAGUCCAGCUUACAGGCCUCAUGCCUGGGCCCGAGUUCGGCAAAGCCGACGAUGAGGAGGAGGCUCUCCUCGGGGUCGCUAUCGCUCUGAAUCACAUGCCAGCGCUUCAGUUCACGCCUCUCGGCAGAGGUUUUUACGGGCUGCCCGGGGAGACUCCGCGGAGCAUCAGUGGCGGCUUCGAACUCUGGUCAGGUUACAAAGCUCAUGUGAUUCCUGGACAAGACAGUUUGUAUCUCAACGUGAAUUUCGCGAUUACGGCCUUCAUCAAGCCCGGAGAACUCAUCGACUUGCUCCCCGACUUGAUUCGUGAGAAUUCAGUUCCUCCAUCGCUCCACAACAAGCACAUUGCCGAGCUGAAGAAGAAACUGACCCGAUGCAAGAUCGAGUGCGAGCAUUUGAAGAGUACUAACAAGCCGAAGAAGAUGACCGUUGCCACCAUCACCUCGCUGCCGGCAUCGCAAAUUACCUUCGUAAACCGAGAAGGUCGCACGGUAACAGUAGCGCAGUAUUUCGCCGAAACUUACUCUAAACUCCAGUAUCCGAACUUGCCCUGCGUCCAAGUCGGGACAGAAAAGCCGAGAUACUUCCCGCUGGAGAAAGUGACCGUUCUCAAGGGGAAUCCCUACCGUGGUGAGCAGACACCGCAGAUGGUGAGCGACAUCAUCAGACAGGCGGCCAUAAAACCCAGAAAUCGUCUUGAGGAGAUCAGGCACACCGUGAAGAUUCUCCGAGGUCAAAAUGAACUCCAGAACGAGUUCGACAUGCAGAUCGGCGAAGAGCUCACCGUUCCAGCCCGCAUCCUGCCCGUACCGAUUCUCGAAUGCGGUGCGAUGAACGGCAACCAGCGCAAGACAGUGAAAGUCACUCCCGGAGUCAUAGACUUCAGGAGUGAUAAGUUCUUCUCGGGCUCGAGGAUCACGAAAUGGACCGUGGUGAUUACGGACGAGCGCGCGAGUCAGAGGGAUGUAUCAGCAUUCGUCGAAGUGCUGCAGAGACAAGGAGCGCAGACUAAUGUCCAGAUCGCGCCUCCAAUGAGGGUCGGCGGCGCAUUCUACACGAUAAGCGACCGGCUCAGCUUCGAAAAAGUCGAGAAACAGAUCGAGUCAUUCGUGGGACAAAAUGGGCUGGAGUUCGUGCUGUUCGUGAUCAGCGAGUCGAGCCCGAUUCACGCCGCAAUCAAAUUUGUUUGCGACGUCAAGCUGGGCGUAUCUUCGAAGUGCGUCAAGGGUGCGACUGUCUACAAGGUCACCAACAACCAGCGAGGUGGUCCCGAUCAGGUCAUCCUGAACAUCCUCUAUGGUCUAAAUCCUAAAUUCGACGGUGAGAACGUUCUCGCCGGCUCGCAGGAAUUCGCUCGUCAGUUCCUGGAGAGCAGCCCAACCCUCAUCAUCGGAAUGGAUGUCAACCACGGCCAGGCGAAGGCGAGAGACGGUCACGUCAAGAUGCCAUCGACCGUGGGUAUCGUUGGUACCCGAAACAGGAACGCGACUCUGUACAACGCCUAUAUGAGGGCUCAGGCGAAGCCACCGAACUCUGCCGACAAGGAAGUCAUCCAACCUCAGAUUCUGAAAACCGCUAUGGACAAACUGCUCCGUGGCUUCCGCGAAGGGUCGAACGCGAUCCCUCAAAGGAUCAUCGUUUACCGCGACGGUGUUUCGAACGGUCAGUUUAACGCCGUGCUCGACAAGGAGCUGAGAGCCAUCGUUGAAACUUGCCAGGCGCUCAAUAAGGACUACAGGCCCACGAUCACUUUCAUCACUGUUCAAAAACGCCACGACACCCGGCUGUUCCCGACCAAGGUGACCAAGAACCAUAAGGGUGAUGAAAAGCAGAAUCCGAUUGCCGGAACCGUCGUGGACAACACCAUGACGGGCUCCAGAGUCUGGAGUUUUUUCCUGGUUUCCCACGAGGGAAUUCAGGGAACCUCAAAGCCCGCCCACUACACAGUUCUCCGCGACGAAAACAACUUUACAAACGAUCAGCUGCAAAGUCUGACAUACUACAUGUGUCACACUUACGGCAAGUGCCCGCGUGCGGUGUCGCUCCCCGCGCCCGUCUACUACGCGCAUCACGUCGCUUUUAGGGCUGCCGAACUCGGAACCCAUCGCUUCUUCCAGGACCCGAGACACAGGGACAUAGACGCAAGGACGAAUUCGUCCGGACCGAACGGAGCUGUUCAGCUCGCUGAAGAUGAGAAAUUCGUCCUCAACACCUACAACGAGGCAUGCUUGAUCUCCGCCAAAUACGCGAAGUCGAUGUAUUUCCUGUAAGCGAUCACAGAAUCGCGCAUGCUCGAUUUGAGCUCAAUACAUCGCGUAAGACCAUUAUGCUAAGAAAAAACAUUCGAUACGUUAGGUGGAAUGCUUUGAUUUUUCCGCAGUAUUACCAUGUGCAUUGAAGGCAGCGGCUCGGAACGAACCGGCGGCUCGUCUCCAGCCGCUUCCAAUAGUGCGCCUCGUCUUUAUGGAGCAAAGCUAUUCUCGCCAUUUACCUUUAUCGCAACGUCGCGGGGAAAGUCCCGAGAAAAACGACCCCCGGAACGGCAAAGCAAAUAUUUUAAAUCUCUUGUGGUCAAAGCGAUAGGAGAGAAUACUAAUAAAGGAUGCUUAAAGUAGAGGAA
Molecule: messenger RNA, 3152 nt
Organism: Galendromus occidentalis (western predatory mite)
Lineage: Eukaryota; Metazoa; Arthropoda; Arachnida; Mesostigmata; Phytoseiidae
Product: protein argonaute-3
Exons: 3
Coding region: 70-2802 (910 amino acids)
Molecular function (GO): RNA binding; protein binding
Source: RefSeq, a predicted model, not a curated record